Monascus purpureus is the source of this 3979-nucleotide messenger RNA. NCBI's taxonomy places the organism in Eukaryota, Fungi, Ascomycota, Eurotiomycetes, Eurotiales, Aspergillaceae. The record is from the annotation of a GenBank genome assembly.
CUCUCAUCCCACUUCGCAUCGUCUCCUCCUUUCUUCUAUCCGCAGAGCAAAUAAUCAAAGAUUAUGCCGUCGCUCUGAUCCGCUGCUCUAUCGUCAUCGACCUGCGCGCUGUGCUGCUCUCCUCCAGAACCCAGAACUCCAUCCCGCCGACAUCGCAGAUCGCCCACGGUCGCAAUCGCCGUAGCAAUUGUGCCAUUCCGUUCUGCCAUGGGCGUCUUCAGGUCUCGGAUCCGCAGCAAUUCUCAUCCAACAGACUUGGCACGCCAUCCUGACGAUUCGCUUGUCGACGAUCAAGCUCCCGAGAGCUCCUCCGGUGCAGAUCCCAUUCCGGACUCUGUCAACCGCCACGCUGCUGCUUCUCCCCAGCGCAUUGAACGAGGUGGCAGCUUGAGGACCCCGGGACGCUCUUUUCACCAUGGCUCCAUAUUUAGCUCCAUGGAUCCGGCUCAAUAUUCCUCGCAUGGAGUGCGAGAACAGACGGCGGAACUUGCUUCCUUUGCCCUUUCGUUGAAUAGCCAGUCGCUUCCUAACGAGCAGCCCUCUAACGUGAGUAUCUUCGAUCACAAUCGGCAGGUUGACGGUUCUGUCUUGGAUGAAACUGGUAGCUCGGUUUCGACUGUUAGACCAGUAGGUGCGGCGGUUCCUGUUCUCAGUCCACCGGCUUCUGGAUCUUCCGCUCUGACGGAGAUGAUCCGUAACCCUGAUACGGAUCCAAGCGGCCGUCGACGUCGCGAGAGCUACCGUCGUGAUAGUUGGAGUAUUCCGCGCGAAGAUGCUGCUUCUCCUCUGGCCAAGGCUAGUACUGAUGAGCCAACUCCCGUGACUGAGAGCACAUCCUUGCUAGCAAAGAAGCCGCAUUCGCAUGCUCACCAUGGGUACGGACUCAUUGAUGAUGUUGAAAACCAGGGAGUUUCCGGUGGAGGAAAAGCACCGAAUACAUUAGCGCGGGCCAUCUCUAAUGCUUCCAAGUUUACCCGUCUACUAUGCAGCCCGAAGUCUUGGAAUAGACGCGCCUUAUGGCAAGAGGGCGUGGUGUAUCCCGCCAGUCUCCUUCCCUCGGUACUGCUCGGGCUCCUGCUUAACGUGCUCGAUGCUUUGUCUUACGGGAUGAUCCUCUUCCCUCUGGGAGAGCCAAUGUUUUCCGACCUAGGAUCGGACGGGAUCUCGAUGUUCUACGUCAGCACGAUUGUAGCUCAGCUAUUUUUCUCAUGCGGGGGUUCUAUCUUCAAAGGUGGAAUCGGAAGCGAGAUGAUCGAGGUCGUUCCUUUCUUCCACAAGAUGGCAUUUAUGGUCCUCGAACGCGUUGGCGAGGACAACCCGAGAGCCGUCCUUGCAACUACCAUCCUGUCGUUUUCCAUCAGCUCCGUCCUCACUGGCCUCGUUUUCUUCUUGAUGGGCACGUGCAAGCUUGGGUCUCUCAUUGGCUUCUUCCCUAGACAUAUCCUAAUCGGUUGCAUCGGAGGCGUUGGAUUCUUCCUCGUAGCCACAGGUAUUGAGGUAUCGGCUCGACUGCCCGGUCCUCUCGAGUAUAACCUCGAAACGCUGAAAAAGCCCAUCCUGGAAACGGACACCUUAGCUCUUUGGACGAUACCCUUGUUCCUUGCCAUUGGCCUUCUUGUUUUGAAGCGCUUCAUUCAAGCAAAUUUUCUUGUUGGGGCUUAUUUCAUUGCUGUUGGGAUAAUAUUUUACGUCGUCAAAUUUAUCAUCGGUGUGCCGAUGGAUACCCUGCGUGACAAUGGAUGGGUAUUCGCCGCUCCAUCAUCGUCGAAUCCUUGGUAUCAUUUCUAUACUCUAUAUGACUUUUCGGUUGUCAACUGGGUUGCCCUAGCUGAUACGGUCCCGGCUAUGUUUGCCCUCACGUUCUUCGGCGUGCUUCACGUUCCUAUCAACGUCCCGGCUUUGGGCAUCUCCACUGGCGAAGAUAACCUCAAUGUUGAUCGAGAGCUCAUGGCGCAUGGCGUGACGAAUGCUUUGUCUGGAUUCCUGGGUAGUAUUCAGAACUAUCUCGUUUAUACCAAUAGCCUGCUAUUCAUCGACAGUGGAGGAAAUUCCCGUCUGGCAGGAGUGUUGCUUGCCUUUGCUACCGCGGGAGUUCUUGUCGUCGGGCCCGUUAUCAUCGGAUUCAUCCCAGUCAUGGUUGUCGGUGCUCUAAUUUUCAUGUUGGGGAUUGAAUUGAUGGAGGAGGCUCUGGUUGACACAUGGGGUAAGCUGCAUAGGCUUGAAUACUUGACGGUGGUUAUAAUUGUGGUGACGAUGGGGGCGUGGGAUUUCGUUGUCGGAAUCCUUGUCGGUAUCAUCCUUGCUUGUGUAAGCUUUGUUGUCCAAACGUCGCGCAAAUCCGCCAUCAGAGUUACGUACUCGGGUGAAGUUGCAGGGUCUACUGUCAGGAGGCCGCCAAUCCAGCAGCAAUAUUUGAGAGAGGCAGGGCAACAGACGCUUAUCAUGAAGCUUGGCGGCUACCUGUUUUUCGGAACAAUUGUUAAGGUGGAGAAUACGAUGCGAGGACUUAUAGAGGAGGAAGCUUUCAAUCGACGGCCCAUUCGAUUUCUCAUUCUAGAUUUCUCGCGAGUCUACGGCUUGGAUUUCUCCGCCGCCGAAGCGUUCACGCGCAUCAACCGGAUUCUGCGGAAGCGAAACGUGCACAUGGUGAUCUCGGGGUUGGACGUCGAAGGCGAUGUUGGUAAAAGCUUACAGAACGUCGGCCUGUUUGAGGCCGGCCCAGGCUGUGUGGAGAUAUUUGAGGAUCUUAACUCGGGGCUCGAAUUCUGCGAGAACGACUAUCUCAAAGUCUUCUACAGUCAUCGAGAAGCCCUAUUGAACCGGGAGGAUAUGCCUUCCUCCAAUUUCUUGGAAGUCCCUGGGGGUCAGCCGACCCAGGCGUCUUUAGUGGACGCCAUGGUGGGCUCGCCACGUCGCCAGUACUUGCAACAGGUGGCCACGACAACCCUCCGCGAAAAUGAGUCCGCGGUCCGGCUGCCGCCGACGUGGUCAUCGAUGCGACAGCCUCUGCCACUCCUCCUCCAGACCUUCCGAGGAUUGACAUUGGAAACGGAAGAUUUCUGGUUCCCCGUGUGUGCGUAUUUCGAGCGAGAGAAUUAUGCGGCGGGGGCGACACUGUACUACGAAGGCGACAUCCCGAGAGGCUUCUACCUUCUCGAGUCUGGGAUGUUACGAGCCGAGUACGACCAGCCACAGGGACGGUUUUCCGAGCUCAUCGCGGCGGGGGGACCGUGCGGUGAACUACCGUUCUUCAGCGAGACGAGACGCACGGCCACGGUCAAAGCGGAGCAGAACUGCGUGACAUGGUGUCUGAGUGUGGAGAGGUGGCAUGAGCUCCGGGAACGGGAGCCGCGAAUUGCUCGGGAGUUGCUGACGGUUAGUCUGAAGUUGACCGUGGAGAGAAUGGAUAGCAUCACAAGUUAUGUUCUUACCAAGGCGGCUUGACGGUGCAACCACGCGAACUGUUUUUGCUUUUUUUUUUUUUCUUGCCCGGGGGGGAAGGGAACUCUCCGGUGGGCGGCAAUGUUUUUGCAUUUACAUGGUGUUGAUAUAUUUUGGUUGAAAUUAGGAGAGUGUAUCAGUUAGAUGGAAAGGACUAUCGAAUCUGCAGGUGAGGUCAUCUUGGCCGUACUCGGUUUAGCGAGGGAUCUUAGAAAUGGUCAUGUACUUCAUAGUUACCAAUAUACUAGGUACGUAGCAUGUAUGUACAGUAACCCACCCAAAAAAGAGCAAUCUUCCCAAUAAAAGGGAACAGUAGCAGGGGGCGUCUAUUGAGUUGAAUUUUGAGUGAUGGGGGAAGAUCAGUGGCCAGCGGCGAGAAAGCAUGCAAGGAUCUGCACAGACGUUGUCGCAACUCUUAAGCCGGCGGGGGCUAUGAUUCGGCCAGCUAUUUAUAUAGACUUAGUAUUAGUAUCAGUACAAUUAUGAGACGGUCCAACGAAGACUGAUCCAUAGAAAGGAAAUGAUAAUUCAGGGAUAG